Messenger RNA from Xenopus tropicalis (tropical clawed frog), 933 nucleotides. It is a transcript of the gene arpc3, whose product is annotated as actin related protein 2/3 complex subunit 3. Lineage: Eukaryota; Metazoa; Chordata; Amphibia; Anura; Pipidae. Bases 208 to 744 code for a protein of 178 amino acids. Gene Ontology annotation, biological process: Arp2/3 complex-mediated actin nucleation. Gene Ontology annotation, cellular component: nucleus; cytoskeleton; Arp2/3 protein complex. The record is from RefSeq and is marked provisional. The transcript has 7 exons.
GUCGCGCUGCUGUACUUCCGGGACGCUUUGCUACGGACGCCUCACCUUCCCUGCGAUUAAGCUGGCGCCCUCUAGCGGCCAUGAGACGCACUAGCUGUGCUAAUGUUAUAACUUCCUGCUUGCGAAGCCUUGGGUGGGACAGCGGAAGUACAGAUACUACAACGUUUGGUCUCCCGGAUUCCUUUCAAAUAUUCAGGGGUGUUAAAGAUGCCGGCCUACCAUUCAAUGCUUAUGGAGUCAGACACCAAGCUGAUUGGUAACAUGGCAAUGCUACCCAUAAGAAGCCAGUUUAAAGGACCAGCCCCUAGAGAAACAAAAGACACAGAUAUCAUUGAUGAAGCUAUUUAUUACUUUAAGGCUAAUGUUUUCUUCAAAAACUAUGAAAUAAAGAACGAGGCUGAUCGGACAUUAAUAUACAUAACUCUGUAUAUUUCCGAAUGCUUAAAAAAACUACAGAAGUGCAAUUCUAAAGGACAGGGAGAGAAGGAAAUGUAUACACUGGGGAUUACAAACUUUCCUAUCCCUGGAGAACCAGGAUUCCCCCUAAAUGCAAUGUAUGUGAAACCUUCCAACAAACAGGAGGAUGAGGUAAUGAGGGCCUACCUGCAGCAGCUUAGGCAGGAGACAGGCUUGAGGCUUUGUGACAAGGUGUUUGAUCCUCAGACCGACAAACCUAGCAAGUGGUGGAUAUGCUUUGUCAAAAGACAGUUUAUGAACAAAUCGCUGUCUGGCCCUGGGCAGUAAAAUGAGGAAAGAAACCUAAAACGAGCUUCAAAAUUCUGCACGUUUUGCCGCACAUUGUAAUACAUUUGUCCUUUUUUCAAUAUAAAUUUUAUACUGUCUUGUAAUAUUAUCAUUUUUUGGAUCCAACAUGAUCUGGGAUAUAUUAAAUGUUAAGCUCUGGAGCUUAAUAAAAGCAAAGAUUAAAUCUUU